Musca vetustissima is the source of this 454-nucleotide messenger RNA. RefSeq names its product transcription factor collier-like. Gene Ontology annotation, molecular function: RNA polymerase II cis-regulatory region sequence-specific DNA binding; DNA-binding transcription factor activity, RNA polymerase II-specific. Gene Ontology annotation, biological process: regulation of transcription by RNA polymerase II. The transcript has 2 exons. The record is from RefSeq and is a predicted model, not a curated record. Lineage: Eukaryota; Metazoa; Arthropoda; Insecta; Diptera; Muscidae. The annotation marks the transcript as partial.
AUGCGUUCCGAUGAACCUGUGCCGGGUUUCAGCUCGGCUUCCCCAUGGCCCACAUUGGAUUUGGAAUGGGGCCGUAAAUUAUAUCCCACAGCGGCACCACGCACCGCCAGCGGUCUCAUGUUCGGUCUGCCACCAACGGCAGCCGAUUUAAAUCAGCCGCGUGGCCCCAUGACUUCGCUGAAGGAGGAACCGUUGGGCGCCAGGGCCUGGAUGCAACCUGUCGUCGAUCAGAGCAACCUUGGCAUUGGCCGCGCCCACUUCGAAAAACAGCCACCCAGCAAUCUGAGAAAAUCAAAUUUCUUUCAUUUUGUCAUUGCCUUGUAUGAUCGUGCCGGCCAACCCAUUGAAAUCGAACGUACCGCUUUUAUUGGAUUCAUCGAAAAGGAUUCCGAAUCGGAUACAACAAAAACAAAUAAUGGCAUACAAUAUCGUUUGCAGUUGUUGUAUGCGAAUG